GAGCCACUCCUAAUCAUACGGUAUGGCGGGUUGGUAGCACAUAUCAGAACGGAUUAGCGCGAUCAAGGUUGGGUUUUAUUUUACUUUAUUGCCAUCAAACUGUAAAUAUCGAAGUGUUUAUCAGUGUAAAUUCGAUUAAAUUUCAAAUAUCCCUUUAUAUAGUUAUAAACAGAGUUCAGUUGUGUGAGGUUGGUAACAUCAAUCGUGUCUACUGUAGCGUCUAGCGGCAAGAAAAGGUACUUUUCUCCCAGUACUUCAGCCCAUUCCUCAGCUUCAGGUCCGAGUCCUUUGUGCGUUCGGAGAUUGUGGUACUGGUGAUAAAUUUAACCCGAUUUUUAAUGUGAAAGGUCCUUUAAAUAAUUAUCAAAAUCGAGGAUAAUGACCUGUGGGAUACGGACUCAGUGCAUUUCAUAAAUCGGCGAAAAACGGCAUGAAAAACGCGAUUUUCAACUCAAAAAUGUAAACAUUCAUGGCUGAAGAGUACCUUUAUUUCUAAUAUCUGCAACAGUGUACAUAUUAGAUUCUACGAAAAUGGAGCAUAUGGGAUACAUAUUGUUCUUUCUGCAUAUCAUAAGCUUGGCAGCAUCCCAGACACAGCUAACGACCAGUUUUAAUAGAGUGGAUAGCAUAACACCAUCAGAUUUUCCAUUCUCAUCUUCGCCCGUUAGGGCCAGGAGUCAGAAGAUUACAACUGACAGCAACAAGAAACCAAUGUUUGCAAAUUGUGAUACGUAUAAUAAAGCGCAAGUGAAAGAAGAACAAGAUACAAAAACGUUUGUUAUACAGGUGAAGGCUGAAGACGGCGAUCCACCCAAUGCUGGUGGCACCGUCACGUACAAAAUAGUGAAACGUGAUGGAGGAAAAGACUAUUUUACGAUCGACAAUUCUACUGGGGAAGUUCGAACUAAUACGCCUUUCGAUCGUGACGAGCCAUUUAGGCAAAAAGAAAUGUACGUCACAGUUCAAGCCACUGAUAAUGGCAGGCCACCAUUAUCUGAUAUUUGCACAUUCAAAGUAACUAUUACUGACAUCAAUGACAAUUCUCCUCAACUGGAUCAGCAAACUUAUCACGCCCAAGUGGCGGAAGACUUGAAAGUGAACAGUGAAGUAGUGCGAAUAUUUGCCUACGAUAUAGACGACGGCAAUAACUCAAGACUGACAUACUCUUUCCGUGAUAGUUCCGACGAAUUUUCUACACUUUUCCGAAUUGAUCCUGAUACCGGAGUUGUUUACCUACAAGAUUCUUUAUCUGGGAAAAUUGGCUUAAAAUUUACCAGCCAAGUGUAUGUGCGAGAUAAUGGCAUAGAUCAAAGAGCCACCGAAGCACCAAUUACAAUCGAAGUUGUAGGAUCAGAUAAAAAGGCACCAAAUGUCAUAGAAAGCACUCCUGGCGGUGUUUUGGAACUUAAGGAAAGCUUCAACAAUUUUACCGAACAUCUGGUUACUAUUGUUGCUGAGUCAAAUAUCGACGACAAGGAAAUAGCCUUUGAAUUAAUUAAAGGAAAAACGUUACAAACCAAUAAAGAUCAAACUUUUGUGUUGACACCCAGUCAAAGUAAUUCAUAUACAGCAUACAUUAUCUUAGCUCGUCCUUUGGAUUUUGAAACUGUGACUGAAUAUUCAUUAAGUGUCCGAAUAAAAAAUAAGGACCUUAUGGACACGUCUAUAACCAUUCCAAUAAGAAUUCUUGACGUGAACGAUGAGUUACCUAAUUUCAUUGAGCUGAUUAAAGGUAGUGUUGUUGAAAAUGAUGAUAAAGGCGCCCAAGCAAUGGUGGUUAGAGCAAUUGAUAAAGAUGGUACCAGUGAAAAUAACAUUGUCAGUUAUGAACUCUUGUCGCACUCCGACAUAUUUUCAAUUGAUAAGCAAUCAGGAGUCAUUAAAUCAUUGGAACAAUUUGAUAGAGAACUUGUGAGUGUUUAUCACGUUAAAGUACGCGCCUAUGACAAUUCACCUAGUGCCUUGAGAAACACUGGAGAUCCUAAUGAGGCCGUACAGACGUUCCAGAUUAGUAUUGAAGAUCGUAACGACAAUGCCCCGAAAUUCACUUAUUCCAUCUAUAAUUGUACGGAUAUUCUGGAAAAUACUGAUAUAGGAAAGGAUGUGGGUGAAGUGAAAGCUGUAGACAAAGACAGUGCCUCGCUUAUUACAUAUAGCAUUGUUGACGGGAACAUUGACGAUGCAUUUUCCAUCGAAAACACUACGGGCAGGAUAAGAGUGAACAACAGACUUGAUUUUGAGAAAAUUGUACAGUACAGUCUCCGAGUUCGUGCUUUUGACGGCAUUUUUGAGGACUUCGCUAUGGUGCAAAUUUUCGUGGCCAACGUCAAUGAUGAAAUACCGAUAUUUGAACCCCACGAUAAAAACAUAACAAUUCAGGAAGAAACUAUCCCAGAUGGUUGCAUCAUAAAUGUCAAAGCGUACGAUCCUGAUAUUGCCGAUAGAACUGCCAAUCAACAUAUUUUGUAUAAUGUUGAAGUUGAUUUCCUUAAAGUGUCGCAAGAAGGUUGUGUAACGGUAACUAAGAAAUUGGAUCGGGACAGACCAUUUGGAAGCCCGUUUCACCAAGCUUUCAUUUAUGCUUACGACAAUGAUGGAGGGCCGAACUCAGUGAAUGCGUACUCUGAAAUAUUGAUAAUUCUGGAGGAUAUUAACGAUAAUGCUCCGUUCUUAAAUGUGACGGAAGUCGUUUGGUAUGAAAAUCAAGAUAUUCAAGAAUUCAGCGAAAUUACUAUAUUGAGUGCGGAUGACUACGAUGGACCAGACAAUGGACCCCCGUUCACUUUUGAGUUAUCUUCUGAGGCGUCUGAUGAUAUUCGUCUUAAAUUUACCAUAAUUGGUUCAGCACUACAUGCAUUAGUUGUAUUCGACAGAGAAGAGCAAAAGUACUACGACAUUCCCAUAUUGAUUACCGACAGCGGCAGGCCUCCGCUAAGCAAAGUCAGCAUUUUAAGGGUAAUCAUAGGUGACCGAAAUGACAAUGAAGCACAAGACGGGUCUAGUGAGAUAUUUGUAUAUAAAUAUGAGAAUUGGAAAACAAACAUCACGAUUGGCAGAGUAUUCGUUGAGGACCCCGACGAUUGGGAUUUGCCAGACAAAAUUUUUAUGCAAUUGGACAAUUUUGACUACUUUGUCUUGUCGAGAGAGGACAGAGGCAUGAUAAUUAUGUCAAGCGAUAUAAGUGAAGGCACAUAUUUCCUACGUUUUAAUGUAACUGAAGAGAACCUUCCGCUUAUUCCGAGGCAUACUGUUUUUGCAAAUGUCAACGUAACCGUUAAAAGCAUUCCACAAGAAGCCGUCGUUAAAUCCGGCUCUAUACGUAUACUCGGAGCAGAUAUUGAACAGUUUGUUGAAAAGAAUGAUGCUGGAAAGAGUAAAAAGGACUUGUUGCAUCAACGCAUUUCUGAAAUUGUUAAUACAUCGAUAUCGAACGUUGACGUCUUCACAGUACUAACUACUCCCUCAAAUAGUUCGCUAAUUGAUGUUCGAUUUUCCGCACAUGGAUCACCGUAUUAUGCUCCCGAGAAACUUAAUAAUAAGAUUACAGCUAAUCAAGAAAAGCUUGAAAACGAACUCGAUGUCGAGUUUGUAAUGAUAAGCAUUAAUGAAUGCCUGAAUGAAAAUACAUGUGGAGUUGGAAACUCUUGCUCGAACAAGUUGCAAAUCAAUGAUGAAGAACCUGCCGUUGUUUAUACAAAUCGGACUUCAUUUGUUGGAGUCAAGUCAACAGUGGAAGCGAAAUGCGACUGCUUCGAUCAUAUUCUCACCAGUUGCUUGAAUGGAGGCGUGAUGGAUUCAAAUGGAGUAUGUUCGUGCAAUUCGGGCUACGAAGGACCGUAUUGCGAAAUACUAUCCAUAGCAUUUAACGGAAAGGGUUGGGCGAUGUAUCCAGGAUUGGAAUCUUGCAACACAUCAGAUAUUACGCUAUCAGUUGCUCCUAAAGAUGAUAAUGGACUUAUUUUCUACGCUGGGCCGCUGACAUAUCGACAUGCGUUGAUUUCAAAAGAUUUUAUAUCGCUGGAACUUCGCGAUGGGAUACCCGUUCUCAAAAUUGAUAACGGUCUUGGUCCAAUUGAGGUCUCCCCAAGGGACAACAACAAAGGCAACAGUUACGUUAAUAGUUUGAACGAUGGAGCCACUCAUAAGAUCAGAAUUAGCUUCACGUACAGCACCGCUGAAACGAACAUAGAAAUGGAAAUUGACAACUGUUUGAGUAACUGUUUACAAGUUCAAACACUUGCACCACGUUUGCUGCGUAUUAAUGGACCGUUACAGGUGGGAGGUCUCAGCCAGACGUUCAGCGAAGAGGAAUCGAAAAUUUUAUGGAACGCGAUAUCGCCAACUGAUGUCGGAUUUCGAGGAUGUGUUAAGAACUUCACAUUCAACGCAAACUAUUACAAUCUAGGACAACCCUCAGAUUUUCUUGAUGCUUUUCCCGAUUGUAGCGAUUUCACUCAGCAAGCUAUCACUUUUGGCAUAGAUUCCAACUUUUUGGUAGCGAUUUUGGUGUGCAUAGCUGUGCUUUUCUUCCUAUUGUUGGCUGUGGUAGUGCAUAGACGACAACACGACAACCUUAAUGAAAAAGACAUCGAUGAUACGACUGAAAACAUCAUUAACUACGAAGAUGAAGGUGGCGGCGAAUGUGAUGCUCAUUACAACCUAUCGGUCUUUGCAAUGGCCAACAACAAAGAGGCGUUGCAACGCAAAGAAAAUCCUGACAUUGGUACAGCAGAGCCAGACAUUAGCGUUUUCUUGGAUACCAGGAAAGAUACUUGUGAUAAAGAUCCAGACAAUUUGCCGUAUGAUGAUGUUAGGCAUUACGCGUAUGAAGGAGAUGGCAACAGCACAGGUUCUUUGUCCUCGCUCGGGUCUUGCACUGAUGAUGGCGAUCUUGACUUCAAUUACCUAUCGAGCUUUGGUAAACGAUUUAGUAAGUUAGCUGAUAUGUAUGACUAUGAUGGAAGUGACGACGACACGCAAAAUGGUGGAGAUGAAGCUUGGUGCUAGCUGUACCCUUACCUUAAGAGAGACGUUUUGUACUUAAUUUACUGUGUCUGACCAAAGAUUUUUUGGGUGGAACUAAGAGCUGGUAAUCUUCUGUAUAUACAUUCAUUCCUAAGUACUAUUAAUAUAGUGUCGCGGUCUUAAUAGGUUUGAAAAUCACAGUUGUGUUUCAGUGCCAAAUUAUUCAACUAACCCCAGGUUAUAUGUUUAAAUAUACUAGUGAGCUAUAAACAACAGACCCUCUUAGUGCAGUUGAAUGGAAACGCAAGAGAACACAUUCCGUACAUUCAUUCAAACAGUUUGCUCAUUAUUUGGCAUGUUUCAAAAAUAAUAAUUAAGUAGAUAAGUUUGAAAAAGACUGCUUUUCGAUUAUGUUAUUGCCGAAAAUUCUCGCUACCGAGAAAAAAGUUGUGCGAUUUUAGUGUUUAUACGAUGCAUUAAUCAAACUCGCUUUAGAGACAAUGUAAUAUGGUGCUAUAAACAUGGAUGGUUUCUAGGUUUUGGACCUAGAAAAGGACUAAAUUAUAAAAUUGCUAUAUUUAGAAGUUAAACAUUAGAUCCUUUAGAAAUUUACUACAAAACCAGUGAUAAAUAUGUAAUAAUUCUUCUAUCUGUAAAUUUUUGUUUACAUAUUAUCGUGCAUCGCCUUUGCCAAAUAUUUCAUAGCUUCAGUGGCUACGCUAUUCUGAUUAAUUCCAACUGCUCACUGAAAUUUGACUGUUCAGUGCAAAAAGUAUGCCGUCCAAAGUGCAUUUAAAAUCUAUUUACAAUAAGUAAAAAUUACCUAUUUCUGUACACUAUACUAUGAAAAAUUAUAUAAAGUUUAAAUAUUUACACUAGUGGCUGUGAAAGCACUACGAACGAAGUGUUUCAAGCACGUUACUACUCUAAAUGAACAGGUAUCAUGUACGAAUAUCCACAGAACAGAACUUUUGUCGAGAAUUAAAUUAAACAUAGGAUCAUGUAAGUGGAAAAUGUCUAGGUAAUUAAUAUUGUGAUGCAGUGGCUUACUUUCAGGUAGUGGUCAAAUCGAGAACUUUUCUGUUACAAGUUGUAAUUAGCUUCAUUCCUGUCUCUGUCUUCUGUAUUUUCGGAAUUGAAACAUGGAACACAACACAAUCAACCGAUUGGAAAUUUCAUCAUUCUAAACAAACCGCAGACAAGAUUCCUAUUAUAGGCUCAAUGGAAAAUUCGUUUUCUCGCAAUGUUGACUUUAUUAUUCAUUAAAUAGUUUGGAUUGAUGUUGCAUUCAUGACUAAUGUGCGUGUUUUCAUUUCAACAGUGCCAAAAAUAAAGAAGACAGAACAAUUAGGUGUUAACGAAAAAAUAUCGACUAUACAUAUUUUUAUUUCAUAUAUCUAAAUAAUAAUGUAACAGUAAUAAGUUGAAUUAUGUUUCCAUUGUCACUAGUUUGUGCAAAUAAGAGUUAGCCUUAGAUGUAGUAAUUAGUUUAGGAAAUAGGUGAAAUAUUUUUGUAUGGAAGCUCAGAGAUGACGUUAAUGUUUCCAUCUUUGAAACAACUUAACGUUCAUCAUUUUCUUUGAGACUGACAAAGUCUUAACAAGAAGACCAACAACCGACUAAUUAAAUGAAAAAUGAUGAAACAUUUGAAUUUGCAACACAAAGAAUUUGCCUUACAAGUUUUGUUAUUUAUGCUAAUUUUAUAAACCUUAUGAAUAUGUCGAAUUACAUUCCUAUAUAGUUGUGUUGUUUUGUGAUUUGUUUGGCAGCCAUAAGAAUUGUUUUUAUUUGACACAAACCGUGUACUAUAGGUUUCACAUUCCAUGGAUUAAAGUAUUAUUUUACGACUUUUACGUUAAUGUUCGAUAAUGGUAGCUUCAUUAAAUUAUUUACGCGAUUCGAAGCAUUGUAUGUAUUCACAAUAGUAGUUUAAACACUGCCAUUUCUGAUUUGUGUAUUUUUUCAAUAAAUGUUUUUCAGAAAGUAA
Messenger RNA from Dendroctonus ponderosae (mountain pine beetle), 6952 nucleotides. It is a transcript of the gene shg, whose product is annotated as DE-cadherin. Lineage: Eukaryota; Metazoa; Arthropoda; Insecta; Coleoptera; Curculionidae. The coding region runs from base 532 to 5007 and encodes 1491 amino acids. The record is from RefSeq and is a predicted model, not a curated record. Gene Ontology annotation, biological process: homophilic cell-cell adhesion. Gene Ontology annotation, cellular component: catenin complex; plasma membrane. Gene Ontology annotation, molecular function: calcium ion binding; cadherin binding. The transcript has 10 exons.